AUGGCUAAUACUACAAAGACUAGGACUCAUUUGAUUGGUGGCUUUUUUGGUGGACUAACCUCUGCUGUUGCUUUGCAACCUUUAGAUCUGCUGAAGACUAGAAUACAACAGCAUCAGAGCCAAAGCAUCUGGUCAAUAGUGAAGAAUUCCAAAGGGUUCUCUGAGUUAUGGAGAGGUACUUUGCCAUCUGCUAUCAGAACUUCGUUAGGGAGUGCUUUAUAUUUAUCUUCACUUAAUCUGAUGAGAACUGCAAUUGCUAAAAGUAAGACUAACUAUAACGAUGGGGCAUCUAAGAGUAGUCUAUUACCAAAAUUAACCACAUAUGAAAAUUUAAUCAGUGGUGCAUUGGCUAGAGGUGCAGUUGGCUAUAUGACAAUGCCCGUGACAGUGAUAAAAGUAAGAUAUGAAUCUACUCUUUAUAGUUAUACAAGCUUAUCACAAGCGGUAAAGCAUAUUUAUCAAUCUGAAAGAAUCCCAGGGUUCUUCCGUGGAUUUGGUCCAACUUUAGUAAGAGAUGCCCCAUAUUCUGGUAUAUAUGUUUUAUUAUAUGAAAAAGCUAAAGAAGUUGUUCCAAAAUUAUUACCAAGAAAAUUUAUUAAAUUUGAUAAACAUGGAAGUUACCUGACUUCCACCUCAACACUUGUAAAUAGCACUAGUGCCAUACUUUCUGCCUGUUUGGCCACUACAAUUACUGCUCCAUUCGAUACCAUAAAGACAAGAAUGCAAUUAGAACCUAAAAGAUAUACAAACGUUUGGUUCACUUUCAAAUCGAUCAUCAAAAAUGAAGGUAUCCUCAAACUGUUCAGUGGGUUGAGUAUGAGACUAACAAGGAAAGCACUAAGUGCAGGUAUUGCAUGGGGGAUAUAUGAAGAAUUAAUAAAAUUGAACAAAUUUUAG
Messenger RNA from Vanderwaltozyma polyspora DSM 70294, 897 nucleotides. It is a transcript of the gene HEM25, whose product is annotated as Hem25p. The coding region runs from base 1 to 897 and encodes 298 amino acids. The transcript has a single exon. NCBI's taxonomy places the organism in Eukaryota, Fungi, Ascomycota, Saccharomycetes, Saccharomycetales, Saccharomycetaceae. Gene Ontology annotation, biological process: glycine import into mitochondrion. The record is from RefSeq and is a predicted model, not a curated record. Gene Ontology annotation, cellular component: mitochondrion; mitochondrial inner membrane. Gene Ontology annotation, molecular function: glycine transmembrane transporter activity.